GCCCCGCCCCGCGCCGCUCACACCGCGGGCGGCCAGGGGGCAGGCGCGCCGGCUGCAUCCCCAUCCUCGGCGUCGCCCGGCACGGCGCGCGGGCGAGCGGCGCGGGCGGCCGGAGCGCGGCAGGCGGAGCGCCAGGCCGGCCAUGGCCACCACCAGCACCACGGGCUCCACCCUGCUGCAGCCCCUCAGCAACGCCGUGCAGCUGCCCAUCGACCAGGUCAACUUUGUAGUGUGCCAACUCUUUGCCUUGCUAGCAGCUGUUUGGUUUCGAACUUAUCUACGUUCCAGCAAAACUAGCUCUUUUAUAAGACAUGUCGUUGCUACCCUUUUGGGCCUUUAUCUUGCACUUUUUUGCUUUGGAUGGUAUGCCUUACAUUUUCUUGUACAGAGUGGAAUUUCCUACUGUAUCAUGAUCAUAAUAGGAGUGGAGAACAUGCACAAAUAUUGUUUUGUGUUUGCUUUGGGAUACCUCACAGUGUGCCAAAUUACUAGAGUCUAUAUCUUUGAUUAUGGACAAUACUCUGCUGAUUUUUCAGGCCCAAUGAUGAUAAUUACCCAGAAGAUCACUAGUUUGGCUUAUGAAAUUCAUGAUGGGAUGUUUCGGAAGGAUGAAGAGCUGACAUCCUCACAGAGAGGUCUAGCUGUAAGGCGCAUGCCCAGCCUCCUGGAGUACCUGAGCUACAACUGCAACUUCAUGGGCAUCCUGGCCGGCCCGCUGUGCUCCUACAGGGACUACAUCACCUUCAUCGAGGGCCGGGCGCACCCGCGCGCCCCGCCGGGCGCCGCUGGGAAGGAGGACCUGCCGGGCGACAGAGCCGAGCCGUCUCCCAACGUCGCGGUCAUUCAGAAGCUCUUGGUCUGUGGACUCUCCUUGGUCCUCCACUUGACCAUCUCUAAAACGUUACCCGUGGAGUAUAACAUCGACGAGCGUUUUCAAGCUACAGCUUCGUGGCCCACAAAAGUCGUCUAUCUCUAUAUCUCUCUUCUGGCUGCCAGACCCAAAUACUAUUUUGCAUGGACGUUAGCUGAUGCUAUUAAUAAUGCUGCGGGCUUUGGUUUCAGAGGAUAUGAUGAAAAUGGAACAGCUCGCUGGGACUUGAUUUCCAAUUUGAGAAUUCAACAAAUAGAGAUGUCAACAAGUUUCAAGAUGUUUCUUGAUAAUUGGAAUAUUCAGACAGCUCUUUGGCUCAAAAGGGUUUGUUACGAACGAGCCUCCUUGAGUCCGACUAUCCAGACGUUCAUUCUGUCUGCUAUUUGGCAUGGGGUGUAUCCAGGGUAUUACCUGACGUUCCUCACGGGAGUGCUGAUGACCCUGGCGGCGCGAGCUAUGAGAAACAACUUCAGACAUUAUUUCCUCGAGCCUCCGCAGCUGAAACUACUGUAUGACGUUCUCACGUGGGUAGUGACUCAGGUGGCGAUAAGCUACACAGUCGUGCCAUUCGUCCUUCUUUCUGUAAAACCUUCGUUCAUGUUCUACAGCUCCUGGUAUUACUGCCUCCACGUUGCUGGUAUCUUAGUAUUAUUGCUGUUGCCAGUGAAAAAGACUCAGAGAGGAAAGACCACACAUGGAAAUGUGCCGCUGGCGCCAUCCGAAAAGUGUGACGACAGAGGAAAUUCUUUGGAACAGAAUAGUUUUUCCACAACAAACAAUGUUUGCAAUCAGAAUCAAGAAAUAGCCUCUAGACAUUCAUCAUUAAAGCAAUGAAGGGGAAACACUCUGAUGGCUAUUUUGUCUCUGUUAACAGAAACCAACCUUAGCACCUUCUCAAGGGGUUUGUGUUUGUUUGCAAAGGGAUAACGUGGGGGGCGAAUGGGACGGAGCUAGAUGGGGAAUUUCCCAUUGGCCGGAGUGGGAGUGGCGUGAACAACCCCUCCCAUGCCAUGUCCCUGUGGGCCACGCCUUAUCUAAAAAUAGUUCCAUUAUUCCAGUGGGCACUCAGGACCUCAGCAGGUGUCCGUAGGGUCAUACGUGUGCCCUGUUGCUGAAUGUAUGUUGCGUAUCCCAAGGCACUGAAGAGGUGGAAAACAAACGUGUCGAUCUGGGUGAUUGAGAGAAGUUACCUUUUCCAAAUGAAUGUCUUGCCUUAAACCCUCUAUUUCUUAAAAUAUUGUUCCUAAAUGGUAUUUUCAAGUGUAAUAUUGUGAGAACACUAUUUCAAUAUUUGAUGUCAUGUUCUGUAAAGGAAUUCUGGAGGCAUUUGGAACAGGAUAUUUAAGAUUGUGGACACUUUAAAAAUGCAAUAAACAUCUCAGUAUUUGAAGGGUUUUCUUAAAGUAUCUCAAAUGACUACAGUACGUAGCAAAACCGUCAACAGUGACGGAGCCAAAUUAUGGGCAGCUUACUGUCCUGGAGAGUUUAAUUACUUUGUGUCAGUCCAAGCCCAUCAAGGGAGAAUUUCUUCAACAUAAUUAAAGGUUGGUAAUGCAAUAUUUUAAGCUUAUUUUCUUUAAAAAAAAAAAAAAAAGAAAGAAAGAAAGAAAGAAAAGAAAACUGAGCAAGAGAAGAUGACGGAGGAAGGAAGGAAGGCAUGAGUGAAGGAAGCCCCGAGUGAAGGAAGCCCCCCGGCGACCGGGGCGGGAGGUGGCGACAGGGCUGGGACAGGGCACAGGUGCUCCGCAGAAGGGCUCUCCCCCUUUCUUUCUCUGAGUUCUUUGUGAGUCUGUGAAGACAUAAACGUGUAAAUGACUUUUUAAUCUGUUGGACUUUAAGUGAAACUUAGCACACGUAAAUUAUAUAGAAUUAUGGAGGGAUUGUGAAAAUAGCCUUGGUAGAUUGCAUGAGGGUCGUGAAGGAAAAAUCACGGAAUAAGGGGACUAUCUGUCUCACCACUUCCUUGUCCUUGACAGCAUAACUCGGAAUCGGGUAAGUCUUAGGGAAAUGAAAGCUUACAGUCAUUGGGUCUGAGCCUCAUUUUUAGAGACUAAAAGAAAUUAAUUUCCAAACUCUUAUUAAAUUCUCACAUUAAAAUUUUGCUGUUAACUCUCUUUAAUGAGUUUUAGAUUCUCAAAGUAGAAAAAUGUGCUUUUAUCCUCUAGGCCAUUUUCUCCACAAUUAACCUCCCCUCCGGUUACUAGAUGUCUCCUUUAAUCCCGCAGUCUUGGGGUGUGAGGCCGCCUGGCAUGAGGGCUUCGGCCGAACAUGGUAAAUCCCGGGGUCACGGGCUGGGAGAGAGGAGGUGGGCAGGGUCUUCUUACCCCGCCUUCAUUUGACCAGUCUUUUAUUGGACUUCACCUUUAUUUGGCCAGUUUAUUUUCUUUUUGCCUUAAAUUUUUAAUGAAAUGUAAAUUGUCUGUUUCUGGUGAGUCUGGUGAGUCUUUUUUUUUUUUUUUUUAACUUUGUCAUAAAUAAGGUUGCAUAUGAAGUUAUGGCAGAACAACUCUCUGGCUUAAGCCGUGUAGUUUUUCUUUCAAAGGAGAAAGAAACAGCAAAUGUACUUGGGACUUUCGAGAUCUUAAUCAGCAAAAAUAUUGGUGUAUCUUUGUAGAACGUUAGAAAUAUCCUAGUCUUUGAUUACAUAAAAUGUUUUUUUUUUCUAAAGGAAAAUUUUUUCCACCUGCUGAGGUUAGCCAUGCCCCAUUACUUCCCAGAAAAGGAUGGAGAGCUAAAUAGAUUUUCUCUGUUUUUCCCAUGCAUUGAAAUUAGGCUGGCUGUGUAAUGUGAGAGGUCAGAAAAGAAUAAUCGUGGAAAGUAUCUGCCCCCAAAAGGUCUCUCAGUUUAAUUAAUGCUGCAGAGAAUCUGAUCACUAUUUAAAAAAAAAAAA
Messenger RNA from Mustela erminea (ermine), 3761 nucleotides. It is a transcript of the gene MBOAT2, whose product is annotated as membrane bound O-acyltransferase domain containing 2. The coding region runs from base 143 to 1705 and encodes 520 amino acids. Gene Ontology annotation, biological process: lipid modification. Gene Ontology annotation, cellular component: membrane. NCBI's taxonomy places the organism in Eukaryota, Metazoa, Chordata, Mammalia, Carnivora, Mustelidae. Gene Ontology annotation, molecular function: acyltransferase activity. The record is from RefSeq and is a predicted model, not a curated record. The transcript has 13 exons.